Molecule: messenger RNA, 6273 nt
Organism: Triplophysa rosa
Lineage: Eukaryota; Metazoa; Chordata; Actinopteri; Cypriniformes; Nemacheilidae
Gene: sema4ba
Product: sema domain, immunoglobulin domain (Ig), transmembrane domain (TM) and short cytoplasmic domain, (semaphorin) 4Ba
Exons: 15
Coding region: 881-3382 (833 amino acids)
Biological process (GO): axon guidance; neural crest cell migration; positive regulation of cell migration
Molecular function (GO): chemorepellent activity; semaphorin receptor binding
Source: RefSeq, a predicted model, not a curated record
AUCAUUGUUAGUUAAUGUUAACUAAUGCAUAUUGUAAUGUUAACAAAUACAACCUUAUUGAAAAGUGUUUUUCUUGUUCAUGAGGAUUAUGUUGGAUAAAAAAGACAUAAUGCGUUAAAGAUUCUUCUUCUUAUUUCAGUGAAUCUCCCCCUAAAACGUCUUUAAAAUCUGUCUGAACAAAAAGUAAAAUCAGUCUGAACAGAGGAUAAUCUCGUUCAUAAUAACCCUUGGCGUGUUUUAUCCUCUGCAGGUUCUGUGCUAACAGAUUUACGUUAUCAGACAGAAGGUGUGAAGGGGAGCGCCUCCUCUACCCAGCACUGCCUCCUCACAGGAGUGGAAAGCAAUGAUGUAAUGUGCCUGGCUGCCUCAGAACCAGCAGCCCCCCUCUGCUGCUUUUCAUCCCCCUUUCUCUCUCUCUCCUUUCUCUCUGCCUCUCUCUCCCUCACCCUCCCAUCCUCUGCUGCUGCCGGUGGCUGGCGUUCGAAUGCGCUGUGUUAGCUGCAGCCCUGGGCAUCUCUGGGGAUCCCUGCAGAGCUACUGUUCCUCUUCUGCCCGUGAUGGCUGGGACUCGCCCGUGCAUGGAAAGGAUCGUCUCUCCCAUCAGCCAAGAUUGCUGAGAGGUCUGCCUGAUCAUCUGCACAAGCACAUGGAGACUGACUUGAGCUGUUGCACUGUCCUUGAGGACCCGAUUUUUGGAAAUCCACCAUUCUGAGGCCCCGCUCAGGGAAAGAUCACUGGUCGUCGCAUCAACGCAUUCCUCUCCUCUUCAGGGGGGCACAAGAUUCCUGCCGAAGCCAAAGAAAAAUAAACAAGGGAGGAAAAGAUCUUCAUGAGUGCCAGAAGAUCCUGAGAGAGAACACGCCGUGAUCUGAGGAGCAAAAUGUGGGCACUGAGCAUGACUCGUUUCUCUCUCCCGACCCACUCCAUUGUCAUUCUUCUCCUGGUUGGAUGGGGUCAAGCAGCGGAAGAUGAUGUCACCCCACGCCUCAGUUUCUCGUACAACGCAAACGAGAGGUCGGCCAAGAGAUUUUCACCCGAUGGAGUCUUCAAUUACACCUCUCUGCUACUCAGUAAGGAGGAUAACAUGCUGUACGUUGGCGCUCGAGAGACUCUCUUCGCGCUCAAUAUCACCAACAUCAACAGAACGCAGCUGCAGCGCAAUUUAACAUGGAGCACGCCGCAGGAAAAAAGAGUUCAGUGCAAUUUCAAAGGCAAAAACUUACAGACCGACUGCUUCAACUACGUCAAGAUUUUGCUGCGUGUGAACAGCACUCAUCUGUACGUGUGUGGAACGUAUGCUUUCAGCCCCAUCUGCGCAUACAUCAACACGUCUGAUUUUUCCCUGGUGUGCGGUGAAAGCGGCGAGAUAGUCACUGAGGAUGGUCGGAGCCGGUGCCCUUUUAACCCUGAAUACAAGUCUACCGCCGUCAUGGCUGACGGAGAGCUGUACACUGGCACGGUCAGUAACUUUCAAGGGAAUGAACCCAUCAUUUACAAAAGCCUUGGCCUGGGCAUGGCUCUAAAGACGGAGAACUCGCUGAACUGGCUUCAAGACCCGGCUUUUGUGGGCUCAGCUUUCAUUCAGGAGAGUUUGCCCGAAGGCAAUGCAGUGGGCGAUGAUGAUAAGAUUUACUUCUUCUUCAGCGAAGCGGGAAAGGAGUUUGAUUUCUUUGACAACACCAUUGUGUCACGCAUCGCUCGCGUGUGUAAGGGUGAUAAAGGUGGAGAGAGGGUUCUUCAGAAGAAAUGGACAACAUUUCUAAAAGCCCAGCUCCUGUGUUCACUGCCUGAUGAUGGAUUUCCCUUCAACAUCAUUCAGGACAUGUUUGUUCUGACCCCCAGUAAAGAGUCCUGGAAAAGUACUGUGUUUUAUGGAGUCUUCACCUCCCAAUGGUACAAAGGAGCUUCGGGCAGCUCGGCUGUUUGUGCGUUCACCAUGGACCAGGUCGAAGAGGCUUUUAACGGCCGGUAUCGAGAGGUUAACCGAGAGACGCAGCAGUGGUAUACAUACAACCACCCAGUGCCGGAACCGAGACCCGGGGCGUGCAUCACCAACGCUGCUCGGUCCCAGGGCAUCUCCUCCUCCCUGCACAUGCCUGAUAAGGUGCUGAACUUCGUGAAGGAUCAUUUCCUCAUGGAUAACGUGAUUCGCAGCCAGCCUCUGCUGCUUAAACGAAACGUGCGCUACACGCAGCUCGCAGUGCACCGAGUACAUGCGCUCCACAACACGUAUGAUGUGCUUUUCAUUGGCACAGAUGACGGCAGAAUUCACAAAGCCAUCAACGUUGGGAACAAGAUGCACAUCAUUGAGGAGCUGGUGAUUUUCCCUGAACCUCAGCCUGUUCAACACAUAGAACUGCAUGAAGACAAGGGACUGUUGUUUGUCUCCAGCUAUUCCGGGUUGGUUGAAAUCCCUCUAGCCAAUUGCUCCAACUACCAAAGCUGCGGAGAGUGUAUUAUAUCUAGAGAUCCGUACUGUGCCUGGUCAGGAAAGCAGUGCUCAAAUAUCAGACAUGGUCCAACUAAGAGCCAAUGGCAACAAGAUGUAGAUGAUGCUAACACCGCCAUGUGCAAAAUGGCCAUGCCUAACCCUCGUUCUGGAAGACCAGCUCCACCACGUGUGCAGCCGUGUCGUCAGAUUCAGAUACCAGCCAACACAUUUGAGGUUCUGCCCUGUAACCUGCGUUCCAACUUGGCUAAACGGCAAUGGGAGUACAGCCAUUCCGCUGAGCGGUUCGUCUACCCCAGCCCUGAUGGUGGGCUAGUUGUAGUCGCCCAGGUGGACAGAGAGGAAGUUUAUGAAUGUUGGUCUGAAGAAGGCGGCUAUCGACAACUUCUGGCCAAUUACUGCAUUAAAGCCGAGCCAGAAAGCACCACCCUAACAGGACGAUCCCGGACACAGUUAGUGCCCCAGGGGGAGGCCAUCAUCCUGCCCGGAGAAACUUGGUCACCCCAGAAAACCAAAACUUACUGGAACGAGCUGAUCGUGGUGUGUGCUUUACUUGUCUUCUCUCUGGUGGUCCUGUCGUUGUUCGUGGCUUACAGGAACCGUGACAGAAUGAAGUCCAUGCUUAAGGAAGGCGAGUGUCCCAACAUGCAGCAGAAGAAGCCGCGGAUUCCAGGGAAGCACACGGAGAGCCUUCCGUUAAACGGCAACAAUAUCCCGCCCUCGGUGUCCGACCACAAGGGCUACCAGACCCUCAAUGAUAACUACAUCUGUAGUACACCCACCCACGAAUGCUCAUCGCCUGAGAACAGCAAAAGCUUCUCCGAAUCAGAGAAAAGACCGCUGAACUUAAAAGAGAGCCACGUGGAGAUCUCGCCGACGUGCCCGCGGCCUCGGGUGCGGCUCGGCUCGGAGAUCAAAGACUCCAUCGUUUAGGUCUAGAAAUAUGAUGAAACGUGGUUGGAACGACUGUUAAAAAAGUGGCCUGUGAUUGAACAGCACCAAGCGAGGAACAGACUGAAAUGACUGGAUUACAUACCAUCACUGGGAUUUAUUUUGCACUUUGUCCUCUAAUUAUGUCUCGGUGAUCUGUUCUCAUUUCUCAGUCACUGCCUGUGAAGCUCUCAGAGAGCCGCGAUGAGCGGUACGCAAGGCCUUUGUAGCUAGUACACUUUGAAAUCACGAUGGGCAUCGUGAGACGCCGAUCAUGCGGUCCUAAAGCGUACCUGCCCAGUCCGUCCUAAACGUCCGAUGGCAUCUUCGUGAAAGCAAUACAAUGCCCUCAGGGCCGACCUGUCAUGCUCCCAUCUCAUCCCCCCGUCUGCUGCUUAGCAGAGCUAGUUUUCAGAUAAAACCCAAGAACAUGACAAAACCUUAGUCUAUAGCGGAGUCAACUAGAAUUUUAGUGCCUGACGUUAGAUGGUUAGUCUGCAUUUGAGCAUUAAACAGAAUAUAGGGAGUAGUGGUACAUCAAAAGCUUUGACGAAGCCCGAUGAUAUAUGCAAAAUUUUCAGGCGGUAUAUCAUCACGACCUCAGCACAUAGCGGGCAUACUAUGCAAAUCUCAUGAAUGAAUCUAAAUGGAGAAGCAUGUGUAGAGAGCUAACAAAUACAGCUGCUCGAGUUCAAUAAGUGAUGCCACGUCCUUAGUAUUCUACACAACUUCUCAGAGAUACACACGAUAAGUAUGCAAGUGAGGUUAAGGUACAAUCGAGACGAGCGCAUGGCGGGGUUUCAGUAUGUGGAGGUCUCCAAAGAAGACACAUUAGCAAUACUACACUAUGAGUAUAUACAAGACUCAAAUUUAAAAGUUAAAAAGAAAGUGUCUUUAAAAAUGAGAUCACUAUUCCCCCACCAACCAAACAAAAUCUGUUGCUAAUAGAGAAAACGUAGACUUGGUUAACACAGAUAAUGACCAAAAUCUGUUGAGAUUGUUUACUGAUCCAAAUUGGUGAUCUAUUGUGCCAAAUGAUUUGAAAUCAAUCUUUCAAAAGCCAGAGAGCAAGGGACGUUCUCCUAAAAGUGUACUUGUGUCCGAUUAAAGAUAUUUAUACUGCCGUGUUGUAAACUCAUAGGUUAAAAAUUCUACUGAUGUAUUUGCAUGCGGAUAGAAUGGCAACGUUCAUGUCCUCAGUGUAUGCAAACACACGGUUACGUGGUUAAGGCUUUACAUGCCACUUUUAUGUGAUGCGAUCUACGCUACGUGAAAAGUGACCGGCAGAUUUUUUCCAUGAAAAAGUGCCAUGCUCACUGUAUCACCUUAAGUCAACGGUAGGCUAACUGAUGUUUCUGGGUGGGAGCAAUGACAUAGUGAAAUGGUCCGUUAUAAAUAGUCAUCUGCCAAGGAAGUAAUAGUGGUUCGAUUUUAAAUUCAAACAGUGCUACUCUUGGCUGCUACAAAGCAAUGGAAACCACAAAACAAGACAUACAAAUAUAUGUUAUUAUAGCAUAUCAUAGCAUAGCAUCAACAUAUGGAUCCAUGUAAAAAUGUACAGUUCAGAACACAGAAAAAGAUUUUGUUUGAUUCCAGUAUCAUUCAUUAUAAAAAUGCCCAAAGACAAGCAUUGUAUAUUGCACCACCCUAGUGUGUAAUAUAUAUUCGAUUUCAUUGCCAUUAAUCUUUAAAGAUCACAAGGACAUUUGUGUUGUGAAUGUAGUAAUAUAUUGAUUGAAAGUGUUCCAAAAUGAUUCUUUCAAUAGAAACAUUGUGUCUUAUUUAAAAUCUAAAGAGGAUUUGUUACUUUCACAUCAUCUGACAAAGUAGCUGUGCAUUGGGAAAGCUGCUGGUGAACAAUGAGAGGUGUAUAAUUGUAUUGUAUUUGUAAUGGGAGGCCGUGAAAGGCUUUUAAAGCUACUUUUGAAAGAUACAAUUAUCAGCUGCUUUUAAGCAAAAUGCAUUUGCGCAGAAUGUGGAAAUGUUUUAAACGAAAGUGUCUGGGAAUGAGUAUUCUCUUGCCAAUUCUGAAGCAAGCACCAGCUUUGGUUAUAUGGAUGCCUCCAAGCAAGAUGUUGUGACUCGAAGGUUGCGUUGAAACAAAUGUAUUCUUGUAGCCUUUUUGUGACUUCAACACAUGUGAAUGAAGAGCAAACCUCACAUGCAUGUCUGCUCUGGUGGACUACACAGUAGAUUAUUCUAGUACCUUGUAAAGUCGCAAACCACUGUAUAUUGAAUGGUUAUCUGUGCAGCAGUCCACUGCAAGGGUGUGUCUCCACUGUGCUUAUACAGUGCCUCCAGAGAUCCGUUAAUAUAUACAUUAAUCACACACACAUACACUUACUGCAUAUGUUUAAAGCACAAAAAAGAAAAACUAUGUAUUUGUAACAAUGAUAUAAAUAUGAUUUACAUGUACCCAGACCUCUGUUUGAAAAUCACUUUCAAAAUAUUGUCAUGCAAAAAUAAUUUAAAUUGUAAGCAAAUUUGUUUUUCAGUAACUCAGAUUAUGAUCAUUAGCGUGCCGUUUUUACAGAGUAGACAAUGUGAAAAAUUCACUGUACAUCAGCUGCUACCUGCGAGCGGUAGAUCACGUAUAGACAGCUAUACAGUAUAGUCACAUAUUUCUCUCAGACAUCGGAGUGUAGUCUUCUAUACUCUUAAUCGCUCAAAAACAUUCUUUAUAAAUGCGCACCGAGAUGCUCUCUAAUCUAUUGUAAGUUAAUGUCUUGUAAACUUUAUUGUAAAAGUGUAUUUGUACAUUUUGCUGCCAAUGUAAAGAAAAAAUACUGUUGUUAAAUGUAUUUUUUGUAUUAUACAUCACUACUGUUUUUGUUGUUUUUAUUAUAUUGUACAUAAAAGCACUUUAAUUUUAAUUUUUUAAAUAAAAGAAAUAA